This is a messenger RNA of Exophiala oligosperma, 1779 nucleotides long. RefSeq lists its product as uncharacterized. Gene Ontology annotation, molecular function: NADP binding; flavin adenine dinucleotide binding; N,N-dimethylaniline monooxygenase activity. The record is from RefSeq and is a predicted model, not a curated record. The coding region runs from base 1 to 1779 and encodes 592 amino acids. The transcript has 8 exons. NCBI's taxonomy places the organism in Eukaryota, Fungi, Ascomycota, Eurotiomycetes, Chaetothyriales, Herpotrichiellaceae.
AUGGGCUCAUUGGACAUUGCUGGGGGGUGGCCGAAAGGCGCCCUGCCUCCGAUUGCGGACAUCAUCAACAAACCGGUGGACGCGCCGCGGCCCAUCAAGGUGAUAAUGUUUGGCGCAGGGCUGGCUGGUGUCAUGGGAGGUAUAUUGAUCCCCAGAACCAUCAGAAACCUGGAGUUGGUCAUUUAUGACAAGAAUCCGAGUCUUGGAGGAGUAUGGUAUGAGAACAAAUAUCCCGGAGUUGCAUGCGACGUUCCAUCCCACGUUUACCAGUUCACCUUCGAAAACAACACCCAAUGGAGCAGUUAUUAUGCCCCAGGGCCAGAAAUCCUGAAAUACCUCCAGUGUACCGCGGACAAAUAUGGCGCAACCAGACACAUGAAGUUGCAACACAAGAUUCUAAAGGCCAAGUGGCACGAGAGUGAGGGAAAGUGGCAUGUCGAUGUCCAGAAUUUGGUGACUGGCGAGAUCUUUACCGACAAAUCGGACGCCAUUAUCACGGGACUAGGCAACCUCAAUGUAUGGAAGCUUCCCGAUAUCCCUGGACUACAGUCAUUCAAGGGCAAGAUUAUGCACUCCGCCGGCUGGGACACAUCAUACGACUACACGGAUAAGAAAGUUGCGCUCAUCGGCGCUGGCUCGAGUGGCAUCCAGAUUCUGCCCAAUAUUCUGCCAAAGGUAAAACAUGUCGACCAUUAUAUGAAGAGCCGAACUUGGAUCACUCCAGGAGGAAUUGGCUCGGAAGGAUUGCUUGACAGAGACAUGAAACCCCAAACCCCAACCGAGGAUCUGGAAAAAUUCCGAAAGCAUCCUGAAGAAUACCUCAAGUACCGGCAUAAAGUCGAAGAAAUCAUGAACAAGCCGGUCCCAGCUUUCUUUGACGGCACCCCUGCAGCUGCCGCAAUCCGCCAGCUUUGUGCCGACCAUAUGAAGAAAAAGCUCGGGAAGAAGCCAGAAGUAUACGAAUCUCUAUUGCCAGAUUUCCCUCCUGGCUGCAGAAGAUUAACCCCUGGACCCGGGUAUCUGGAGGCCCUUUGCGAGGACAACGUGAAUUUUAUUCCCACCAAGAUUGAGCGAGUCAACGAGACUGGUAUCCAAACAGUUGAUGGAGUGCAGCGUGAUGUGGAUUUGAUUAUCUGCGCAACAGGGUUUGAUGACACAUACAAGGUUCACAUUCCCACGUACGGUCUAGACGGCAUUCGUCUGGAAGAUGUUUGGGAAGAAGUCCCCGAAGCGUAUCUAUCAGUCUGUCCUCGAAAGAUGCCGAAUUAUUUCAUCAUGGGCGGUCCGAACGGUGGCCCCGGUCAAGGUUCAGCGUUGCCCUUUCUGGAGAACGAAAUGCGGUAUAUUAUCUCUUGCAUCGAGAAGAUUCAGAGAGAGUACAUUAAGUGGAUGGUUCCAAAGGAUUCCGCCGUCAAGAGCUUUGGCAAGCUCGUAGACAAAUACUUUAAGCCCACGGUGUUUGCUGUGCCUUGUAAUGCUUGGUGGAAAAACAAGAGAGAUCCACAUGGGCGUCUUCUCCCAUUGUGGCCAGGUACCUCGACCCAUGGCUCCUACGUCUUCAAGCACCCUCGGUGGGAAGACUUCGAAUACAAGCUGCGAGAGGAGACCGACGACAAUCCACUGGCUUGGAUCGGAAAUGGAUUCACUGAGAAACAAGUGAAUGGAGAAUUUACGUCAGGCUAUCUCGACGAAGCGUAUGUUCCAGUGGAAAUUCCGUGGGAGAAGAAGGCGUCUGUGGAGAUGAAUGGACACUCUCACACGAAUGGUGUUGGGGCAUGA